This is a messenger RNA of Onychostoma macrolepis, 1809 nucleotides long. It is a transcript of the gene lmo4b, whose product is annotated as LIM domain only 4b. Lineage: Eukaryota; Metazoa; Chordata; Actinopteri; Cypriniformes; Cyprinidae. The transcript is spliced from 5 exons. The record is from RefSeq and is a predicted model, not a curated record. The coding region runs from base 352 to 849 and encodes 165 amino acids.
UAGAGCACAAGCGACAAGCAACGGCGAGACCCAGCGCAGAGGACAGUUACAAACACAGGCGCUCGCUUCAUCUAUGGAAAUUACGGAAGCCAUUCCCGAACGCUCGUUUAACAAAACCGCAGCCGAUCUUUCCAGUGAUAACCAGAACAUCUGAAAAGGUGACGGCAACAGUGGAAAUACAAUCUGAAAACUCCAUUUGCUUCACUCUUUCGCAGCAGUGAGAAGUAUUCAUGCACGCGCUCCGUCUGUGAGUUUGUUGGACUGUGCGCGUUAUUUUUAUUGUCUACUGACAAAACAGACUGCUAUAUAUUUUUCAUUAACCAUUCAACCAUUGCAUUUCAAAUAGACACAAUGGUGAACCCUGGAGGAAGUGCCCAGCCCCCACCUGUUGGAGCGGGAUCUCUCUCGUGGAAGCGCUGCGCGGGAUGUGGGGGAAAGAUCGCUGACCGUUUUCUCCUGUAUGCCAUGGACAGCUAUUGGCACAGCCGCUGUCUGAAAUGUUCCUGCUGCCAGGCCCAGCUCGGAGAGAUCGGCACAUCCUGCUACACCAAGAGUGGCAUGAUCCUAUGUAGAAACGACUACAUCAGGUUAUUUGGGAACAGUGGGGCGUGCAGUGCAUGUGGUCAGUCCAUCCCAGCCAGUGAACUGGUUAUGAGGGCACAGGGAAACGUGUACCAUCUCAAGUGUUUCACAUGUUCUACCUGCCGGAACCGGCUGGUCCCUGGUGACAGGUUUCACUACAUCAACGGCAGCUUGUUCUGCGAACACGACAGACCCACAGCACUCAUCAACGGCCAUUUGAGUUCACUGCAGACUAACCCUCUACUGCCUGACCAGAAAGUGUGUUAGAAUGCCGGUGUUGCUCAAAGCAGGAUGUGUGCCUUCAUUUCAGCCCCUCGCUCAUUGUCACCGAAGACCUUUUCGGAUCGGACCCCACCCCAAUCCUUUUCUCAAAGUUCCGCUACUCCAAACCAGAGCGCCAAUCUCAGGCUUGAGCUCCACCUUGACCUGCAAUAGCCAGAGCCCCCCCUUUCCCACCCUUUACUCCAAACUCCUCGAUCAUGGAGGGAAAAUACCCAUGAGGCCCUGGAGGGGGAAUACUGAGGACUCUAUGAACUGACCCAGGCGAGACCUCUGAUCCUGAGGGACUCAAAGACUGACACAGAGAGAGACCAGCUGGAGGACGUUGUUUUUGGGUAAAAAAAAAAAAAAAACAAGAAAAAAAAAAAGAGACAGAAAGGGUGAAAUUAAAAUGACAAAUGAAGCUGAUCCACUGCAGCAAUUUUUGAAUCUGCUUUCAUAACACUUGUUUGAAAAUGUAGUGGGGGAAUACUGACUUUUUUUUUUUUUCCUUUAUAUUUUUGUCCUACCUUGUCUAUUCUCCUUUUCUUCACAACAUGGUAUCUUCUCUUUCUAUAUUUUAGAUGUUGUAAAGGGAAUGUGUUUCAUUUCGGAUGAUAUAAAAAUCCUGAAGACUGGGUUCAAAGAAGUAUCCGUGGCUUUUUUGUGGAAAUCAAAUCAUGAACACUCUUGGUGUAUUUGUAAAACUACCAUGUACAGUAUGUAUGCAUGUAAAUGUUUUUGUCCCAUUGUGGCUACCGUACAUACUACACACAGCAGCUAACCCUAUUCCCUUUUCCCUCCAACCCGAAAUCACUCAACAAACAAAAAAAUGAAGCUCAUAGCUGUCAACCUAUAAAUGCAGAAUGAGAGAGAAUUCUAUUUGUGAUAUUUUCAGAGACAUUUGCUCCAAUAUGGUGUAUUUAAUUAAUAAAAAAUGAGAUUAAAAACAUCCCUUUUUUAAUCCUA